ACAUUAUAAAAACAAACACCACUCUUUCACUCAGUCUCUCCUCAUUUUCCUUUUAAACACUCUAUCGUUCUUCAUUCAACUCUUAAAUCUGCAACUGCAAAGGGAAUUAGAGAAUAGAGUGAAUGGCUGCUUUAUCCUUCUUUGCAGCUUGUACUCAUGACUCAAUGUCAGCUUCACAUUCUGUUUUGAACUCAAGCUUCAUAGAUCGGCACUCAAAACUGUUCUUCAUGAGAACGCCGUGUUUGAAUAUUUCUCGAAGACGUCUUUCUGUAAGGAAUGUCGCCAGCGACCAGAAGCAGAAAGCUAAGGAGCCUAAAGCUGAUGAAGAAGCUUCUCUGGCUACAUUUGUCCCUGAUUCAGGGACCAUUGCCUCAAGUAUUAAAUAUCAUGCAGAAUUUACCCCUUCUUUCUCUACGGAAAGCUUUGAGCUGCCAAAGGCAUUCUAUGCAACUGCUGAGAGUGUCCGUGAUAUGCUGAUCAUAAAUUGGAAUCUUACAUAUGAUUACUAUGAAAAGAUGAAUGUAAAGCAGGCAUAUUAUCUGUCUAUGGAGUAUCUACAGGGUAGAGCAUUGCUAAAUGCAAUUGGUAAUUUAGAGCUCUCAGGGCCUUAUGCUGAGGCUUUGAAAAAGUUGGGUCACAAUCUAGAGGAUGUAGCUGGGCAGGAACCAGAUGCUGCACUUGGUAAUGGAGGUUUAGGACGGCUUGCUUCCUGCUUCCUGGACUCCCUGGCAACGCUAAAUUACCCUGCUUGGGGAUAUGGACUCAGAUACAAGUAUGGCUUGUUUAAACAGCUUAUUACUAAAGAUGGCCAGGAAGAAGUUGCAGAAAGGUGGCUAGAGAUGGGCAGUCCAUGGGAGAUUGUGAGAAAUGAUGUAUCCUAUCCUGUACAAUUCUAUGGAAAAGUCAUUUUCGGGCCAGAUGGAAGUAAAAAAUGGGUUGGAGGAGAAAAUAUAGUGGUUGUUGCCUAUGAUGUCCCAAUUCCAGGAUAUAAAACUAAAACCACAAUCAACCUUCGCCUAUGGUCCACCAAAGUUGCACCAGAAGAAUUUGAUUUAGGUGCUUUCAAUGCAGGAGAUCAUGCCAAAGCAUAUGCUGCAAUAAAAAAUGCUGAAAAGAUUUGCUACAUAUUAUACCCUGGGGAUGAAUCCAUUGAAGGAAAGACUCUCCGGUUAAAACAACAGUAUACACUAUGCUCUGCUUCGCUUCAAGAUAUCAUUGCACGGUAUGAAAGAAGAUCAGGGGAUUCUGUGAAUUGGGAAAAUUUUCCUGAAAAGGUUGCAGUGCAGAUGAAUGAUACACACCCAACACUAUGCAUCCCAGAACUGAUUAGAAUAUUGAUGGAUGUGAAGGGUUUGAGCUGGAAGGAAGCUUGGGAUAUUACUCAAAGAACUGUCGCAUACACAAACCACACUGUUUUACCUGAGGCACUGGAGAAAUGGAGUUUGGACCUUAUGCAGGAUCUGCUUCCUCGACAUGUUGAGAUUAUAAAGAUGAUUGAUGAGGAGCUUAUUGAAACCAUAAUAGCCAAUUAUGGCACAGAGGACCUUGAUUUGUUGCAACAAAAACUGAAACAAAUGAGAAUUCUAGAUAACAUUGAGUUGCCUGAGUCGGUUGCUGAAUUGUUUGUUAAGUCAAGAGAAAAUCCUGCUACUGAUCCAGUUGAGGAAGUUGAUAUUUCUGAUGAAACUAAACUUACUGGUGAAGAAGAAUCAGAGGAACAGGAAAUGGAGAAAACAAAUGUAGUGGCAUCUGAACCAGAUCCCCCACUACCAAAGUUGGUCCACAUGGCAAAUCUCUGUCUUGUCGGUGGGUAUGCAGUGAAUGGAGUUGCUGAGAUUCAUAGUGAGAUAGUGAAAAAUGAAGUAUUUAAUGAUUUCUAUGAGUUGUGGCCAGAGAAAUUUCAAAAUAAAACAAAUGGUGUGACACCACGAAGAUGGAUUCUUUUUUGCAAUCCUGAUCUCAGUAAAAUCAUAACCAAAUGGACUGGGACAGAAGACUGGGUGACAAACACUGAGAAAUUGGCCACACUCCGUAAGUUUGCAGAUAAUGAAGAUCUUCAAUCAGAAUGGAGAGAAGCAAAAAGAAGGAACAAGAUAAAGGUUGCAUCCUUCCUCAAAGAGAAAACUGGAUGUAUUGUCAACCCUGAUGCCAUGUUUGAUGUACAGGUGAAGCGCAUCCAUGAGUACAAGCGGCAAUUAUUGAACAUUAUGGGAAUAAUUUACCGCUAUAAAAAAAUGAAAGAAACAAAUUCCAAGGAAAGAAAAACAAACUUUGUACCUCGGGUAUGCAUAUUUGGAGGAAAAGCAUUUGCUACAUAUGUCCAAGCCAAGAGGAUAGUAAAAUUCAUCACUGAUGUUGGGGCUACAGUGAACCAUGAUCCAGAAAUAGGAGAUCUUCUAAAGGUAGUGUUUGUUCCGGAUUACAAUGUCAGCGUUGCAGAGAUGCUCAUCCCUGGCAGUGAGCUCUCGCAGCAUAUAAGUACGGCUGGAAUGGAGGCCAGUGGAACCAGCAAUAUGAAAUUUGCAAUGAAUGGUUGCCUCCUAAUUGGAACAUUAGAUGGAGCUAAUGUUGAAAUAAGGGAAGAAGUUGGAGAAGAUAACUUUUUCCUCUUCGGUGCUCGAGCUCAUGAAAUUGCUGGUCUAAGGAAAGAAAGGGCUGAGGGCAAGUUUGUGGCAGACCCCCAGUUUGAAGAAGUGAAGGAAUUUGUGAGAAGUGGUGUUUUUGGUCCCUACAAUUAUGAAGAACUAAUGGGAUCCUUGGAAGGAAAUGAAGGUUAUGGCCGCGCUGAUUAUUUCCUUGUUGGCAAGGACUUCCGUUAUAUAGAGUGCCAGGACAAGGUUAAUGAGGCAUACCGAGACCAGAAAAAAUGGACCAGAAUGUCAAUUUUGAACACAGCCGGCUCAUACAAGUUCAGCAGUGACCGAACAAUUCAUGAAUAUGCCAGAGACAUAUGGAAGAUCAAACCUGUCAAGCUGCCAUGAAAGGUGCGUAACCAUUUUAAUUGAACCCACAUAAGGAAAUGUUGAUAUAGAUUCAUUGUCGUAGCUAAAUGGUAUGUAGCAUUUGUAGAGUUGAGAGUGCAAGAGAUAUUAGUAUAAAAUGGAGAGGGAAAUAUUUCUUAUAAGUAAUGGCUACACUAUUUUCCUGUUGGUCGUUCAAUCAAUAAAUGUAUUUCACUUGCAUUGUA
Molecule: messenger RNA, 3187 nt
Organism: Mangifera indica (mango)
Lineage: Eukaryota; Viridiplantae; Streptophyta; Magnoliopsida; Sapindales; Anacardiaceae
Product: alpha-1,4 glucan phosphorylase L-2 isozyme, chloroplastic/amyloplastic-like
Biological process (GO): glycogen catabolic process
Cellular component (GO): cytoplasm
Molecular function (GO): glycogen phosphorylase activity; pyridoxal phosphate binding
Source: RefSeq, a predicted model, not a curated record